Messenger RNA from Ziziphus jujuba (common jujube), 2094 nucleotides. RefSeq names its product SUPPRESSOR OF GAMMA RESPONSE 1. Gene Ontology annotation, molecular function: transcription cis-regulatory region binding; DNA-binding transcription factor activity. The transcript has 6 exons. Gene Ontology annotation, cellular component: nucleus. The record is from RefSeq and is a predicted model, not a curated record. Gene Ontology annotation, biological process: regulation of DNA-templated transcription. Bases 395 to 1579 code for a protein of 394 amino acids. Lineage: Eukaryota; Viridiplantae; Streptophyta; Magnoliopsida; Rosales; Rhamnaceae.
UGUGUGUCCCACAAAAAUGUAUUUACUAUGAUGACACUUUUACUCGGUUUUCGAAGCUCCCUAGCAGCUUAAACAUUCCCACGACAAGAAGCUUAGCUUCGUGUCCGAACCAAAGGCCUCGUUCCCAGGUUCGGUCAACGGUAGCCCACAAAGACUUUCUGGUUCGGACCUCGUUUUUCAAAGAUUCUGAACACGAACCUGAAAUUCGGCAACCGAGCCUCUCAUAACGGUUCCGAAGCUGGGUUUUCCCGCUCUCGGAGACUCUCUCUCUUCACUUCCACUUUUAGCUUAGUCCAGUGGAGAACCGAGUGCUUAAAUACGCAUACCCAAAGCUCUCUCCUUUCCUCUCUUUGAUGUGUUUCUUUGCUACUUCCUCUGCUAAUUUUCUCAAGAAAUGGCAAGGAGUACUUGGCUUAUUAACAGCAAAGCAAUUGCAAAGAAAGUGAGAAAUGCUAGUCGUUCUUCUGCUUAUCAAAUCAAUGACUAUGGGGCAAACCGUGAAUGCCCAAAAUGCCAUUGUCGCAUUGAUAACAGUGAUGUCUCUUCUGAGUGGCCUGGUCUGCCAGCUGGUGUGAAGUUUGAUCCAUCUGAUGCACAACUCUUAGAACAUUUAGCAGCAAAAUGUGGUGCUGGAAACUUAUCGCCACAUAUGUUUAUUGAUGAGUUCAUCCCGACACUAGAGGGUGAAGGAAUAUAUUGCGACCAUCCAGAAAAUCUGCCUGGUGCUAAGAAAGAUGGAAGCAGUGUUCAUUUCUUUCACAGAAUAAUUAAUGCAUAUGCUACUGGACAAAGAAAGCGCCGCAAGAUCCACAAUCAGCAUAGUGUGACUGCAGAGCAUGUCCGCUGGCACAAAACUGGUAAGACCAAAGCUGUGGUAGAAAGUGGAAUUCAAAAAGGCUGUAAGAAGAUUAUGGUUCUUUAUAAAAGUUCUAAGAAGGGGUCCAAGCCAGACAAGGCCAAUUGGAUCAUGCAUCAAUAUCAUCUAGGAGCUGAAGAAGAUGAGAAGGAAGGAGAAUAUGUAGUAUCAAAAAUCUUCUACCAGCAGCAGAAGCAGACUGACAAGGAUGAUAAGAGUCCGCUGAUUGAAGAUUCUGAAAUCGUGGCACUUCACACUAGUCCCAGAACCCCCAAUACAAAUCCUCCAAUUCCUCCACGACACGGAAAAUCUAUUUUCUGCAAUGAUGUUAUAGAUGAUAAUAAGCUCCAAGCAUCUGCCAAGGAAGCAGGGCCUACCCAAGGAACAUCUCAUGCCCCCCAGCCUGAUAUUGCUAAGGAUGAUAUGGGGUAUCCUGAAUGGUUGGCAGGCGAAUCUCAGGCUGUUGAAAGCUCUGACAUAAAUUGUUUGGAUGAGACAUUGUUAUGCAAGGAGAUUUUUGAUUCCGGAUUGAAUUACAUGUCUGAUGCUGAUUUUGCUUCCGGCACGAAUGACUUACCUAAAAAUGGCAACGCAUCAUAUGGAAUUGCUGAUCUUGAGAACCUUGAACUCGAUACACCACCAGAUUUCCAGCUUUCUGAUUUGCAGUUUAGCUCACAGGAAAGUAUCCUUGGUUGGUUAGACAAUUUUGAGAAGAAAUUCUGAAGCAAAAAGCUUCAAGGAAUCACAUUGAAUUCCAAAUUUUGUGCCAUCACAGAGCAAAAGAUAAAUACUAUUUUUUUGCUGCGUAUUCUUCAACAACAAUGAAUCGACUUCAUCGCUUAACUUCCAUCUUCUGUGCAAGGUGUUUUAUCUCUCCAAGCUUCAAGAUGUUCAGGGUGGUUUAUUACUUUUCAGCUGUGAAGCUGAGAUCGAUGCCUGUGAUAUAUCAUAUAUGCAUGUUUGGUUGUCUAACUAUGUUUUGCCUACUGUUAAUGCACAUUCGCAAUUACUGUAUCUAAUCGCUGUUGAUGAUGGAUAGUAGCUACCAAGGAUUUACAUGUAGCUUCUGCUUCUGUAUCAGUUUAAAGAGUAUCACUAGGACGCUCUAACCUAUAAAUGCAACAAUUUUAAUCCUUGGUAUGUCUAUUACAGGUUAUGUAUGGAAAUGUAUGUGUUAUUUGGUGAUGUAUUAAAACCGCAACUUGCUCAUCAUGUAAAAAGGUUUUGAUUUUGUUUUU